Messenger RNA from Orbicella faveolata, 2228 nucleotides. RefSeq names its product procollagen C-endopeptidase enhancer 2-like. Lineage: Eukaryota; Metazoa; Cnidaria; Anthozoa; Scleractinia; Merulinidae. The record is from RefSeq and is a predicted model, not a curated record.
CCCCUUUCCCCAUGGAAAACCCUUUAGUUUGACAGAAGUAUGUCUAUCAAGACAAACUACUGCAAUAGCUCAUCUGAAUGGAUGAUCUGUUAGCCCAUAUUUAUACACAGACAAAUUAUCCGAAGACGAAGUGCCAUUCUUUGCCCAAGUUCAUCCGGAUGCCAUAUGACAUUUCCACCUCAAGAAGGACAGAUUGUUUCAAUUUCCGGUAUCACAAGACAAUGUAGAUUGUAGCUCAAAUUGACUUAUGUUAAUUGACUAUUGAGCAAAUUCAAUGGUCAAUAUCUAAGCUUAACUAGAGUAGGCUCAUAUUGCAAGUACGAAGCUCGAGUAAAGGCUCUUCUUGGAGCAUUUAGUUUUCUUUUGAAAUAGGUGCUCCCAGGAAUUGAAGCUGUGCUCCUAGCAUUUUUAGCUGAGCGCCUAAAAUUUUGGCAGUGCACUUAAAAAUUUACACCUGGUCGCACAAGUGCUCCUAAAGCCAAAAAUCAACUUUGAGCCCUGCCUGAGAUUGCUGUAAAUUUACGCAUCCAUACUCCCAGGUCCCACUUGUUUUUACUUUUUUUAUCAUCUUAGCAUGGAGAGGUGAAAAGGAUGUGAAAAUGUUAGUGUGGGCAAAAAUACAGUGUACUUUACUUUGUUUUCUUUGAGAUGAAAACAGAGACUUUUGAAAAUGUACUAUUGUAGCUGGGGCCUUACAUAUAUAUAUAUACAAGGAGCUAAUAGUAAUAAAGUAAACCUGUAGAAUCCUGUGAUGUCACAACUGAAACAAGAUCUUAAUCACUGUCCAUUCAGCUUAUAGUGGCGAUUCCACUUAAAGGGAAAGUUGAGUGUACAUUAAAGCUGUCUUGUGUUUCAGAUGCAACAACGCAUCCAUCGGUAAAUUCUGUUCUUGUUCGGAUUUGACAAUGCCGAACAAAAUCUACUCCCUCGACAACUGUAUGACCCUAAUUUUCAAGUCUGAUGAGUCAAAGAGAGCUGAAGGCUUUGAAGCAGAGUACACCUCAAUAGAUAACAGCACAGAAUUGGAUCCUAAUUCAAACUGCAGUAGUACCAAGCUCCUGGGAUCGUCUAAUGGAACAUUCUUCACUCCCAACUGGCCAUUGACGUAUCCUCCAGAUGCUGCUUGUUCGUGGACAUUUAGUCCUCCAGAAGAAAAGAUUGUUCGCCUGUUUUUCAUGAGCUUUGAAAUGGAGGGAAAACAUGAAUGUGACGCGAACAGGCCGUCCGUGACUGCAGAUGAAAUACGCAUUAAUGGUACGAAUUCAACAGGGGGUAAAGGUGACAUUGUUCCAAGGAUUUGUGCAAAGCCAGACACGCUCUAUUACACUAUCAAGCAAAUGCGGGCAGUCACGGUCAGAUUUUCAUCAAAUCGUAGAGAUGAGUCUUCUGGAGCUAUUGCUGGUUAUGCUAGUUACAAAAAAGAUACUUUCAACUCAUCAUCUCCUGGCUGCAAAGCCAUCCAGGUCCCUGAAUCCACAGCCAGUACUGAAAGCACUACUCAAAGUACCAAAGCCUCAGGAAAGCAGACAUUAGCAAAACCUUUGGGUGUAGUUGGUGCUGCAGUCCUUGCAGUUGCAGUGUUUCGGUUUGAGGCCUGCAGAUGUCUUUUACUGUUUUAGAUAAGUACGAGAGAAGAAGGAGUACAAGCAUGUAUUCCAGCAUUUUCCACAGACCAUUGACUUGUGAUUCACAAUUAAUCUCUUUGACUUGCAUGACAUGCGUAGUUCAUUCAUAGUACUUGUGGUCGAAUGAGAGUGCUAAAAAAUUUUUUUAAGGAUUAAGCCCUUUACCUUUUCAUUCUACUAUUGCUAAAUUAACUACAAAAGAGAUAGAUUUUGUAAAAUUGCCACUUCCAUAGCUUUCUAUUUGAAUGGUCAUCAUAGGGUUUCACUAAAUGAACAAGUUAAUCCUUGUGGUGCAUACUCUAUUCAGUUAAAUAAAUUAUGUGCAUAAAGAUACAUUAGUAACACACCUAAGUCGAAUGGUGUGCAUUCAGCUUUUCAGUGACGAUAAUUUGUAAGUUACAACUUGAAAUGAAGUUGUAGCUCAGUAAUAUAAGCUGUGAUAGAACUUACUGUUAGUCUUGAAAUACAUGUAGGUAUGCCACUAGGGAUACCCUUGAAAAAUUAAGCAGAAAUUUAAAAGUCCAUUGUGGAGGCGGCGUGGCCGAGUGGUUUAGGGCGCUGGAUUUGAAAUCUGGAGGUCCCCGGUUCAAAUGUGGGAGGCGC